Messenger RNA from Schistocerca gregaria, 3627 nucleotides. Its product is annotated as phosphatidylinositol 4-kinase beta-like. Gene Ontology annotation, biological process: phosphatidylinositol phosphate biosynthetic process; phosphatidylinositol-mediated signaling. The record is from RefSeq and is a predicted model, not a curated record. The transcript has 3 exons. Gene Ontology annotation, molecular function: 1-phosphatidylinositol 4-kinase activity. NCBI's taxonomy places the organism in Eukaryota, Metazoa, Arthropoda, Insecta, Orthoptera, Acrididae. Gene Ontology annotation, cellular component: cytoplasm; membrane. The coding region runs from base 272 to 2842 and encodes 856 amino acids.
AUAUUUUUGCAAUAUAUGCUGCGUGUGAGCUCGCGUAUGUUAUUUGGUUAUAGUUGAAAAAGGCCGGUACAAAAGUAUUACAAGGGAUUUUGGGCGACUGAGAUGAAUUUUGAAAGUUCCGAUAUAUCUGUCAGACAUGAAGUCAAUAAAAAAACAGUUGUUCCGUGCUAUUGUGUCAUUGCGAGAGGAUUUAGACAAAUAGAUAAAAAAAUUGCAACUUUUAACAGUUAGUGAACGAUUUUAUACUGUUUGGUAUGAUUUUUACAGAAAGAUGCAGUGGAUUGAUAAGGAAAAAUUCAAUACGGUAUCGAUCGACCAUUUAUUGUUGCUGAUAGAAGAUGCCCAGAUUUUUGACAUACUGUCGGAGCUCUACUCUAAUCGAGACAGCUGUGUUCAAAAUCUAUUAUGCUCGAAACUAUACGAAUUUCAAGAUUACGAGAUUGAGUUCUUGUUGCCGCAACUAUGCAAUAUCCUCAUCAACAGGUCAGAAGAGAAUAAUUCACAUUUAGAAAAUUUCUUAAUAGACAGAUGCAGCAUGUCAAUACAUUUCGGCAUCUCAGUAUAUUUUAUCAUUCAGAGUGCAAUAGAAGAUGAGAUGACGAAUGGUUCAAAUUCUCGAAAAUUAAAGCAAUUCUUGAAGGCUUGCAAGGUGGCUACCAUUAAUGGGUCAAAAGAUAAGAAUAGUUUUGAGAUGAGCGAUCAACUUGUUUCUCAUCUCAAACAUGAAUGGUCUCACGAUAAUAAGUGCGAGAGCGUCUUUACUGCGGAUCUUUCAAGGUAUUUUUAUUCACUUUACAAGUAUUCAGCAAACUUCAAAACGAAAAAUUUGCUUUGGUACACUCGAGAAACAACCGGUCUCAGCUCUCCUAGCGACCGUUGCAACGCUUUGGAAGCACAAGAGAGCAGCGUGGAAACGUCACCGUCUUCUAAAAAAAGUUCCAAAGAUAAUUUGUUGCAGAGGGAGUGCGGCUAUCACAACGACGAGCAGCGAAAUGACUUUGGGGCGCAAAAAGUUCCCAACACAUCUGAAAUUGGUUCUUCCCCUACUGGAAGCGAGUUUUUUUCCGAUGUAUUAGAUAACCAAACCUAUCACCAGAAAAUUUUGAAUUUUGUAAGAUAUCCAGAAGUUGACGAAAAUUAUGACAUGCUAGGCAGUCAUGAGGUGAAAGAUUUUGAUGGCCAGCUGGAACCCUUGACAAACAUUAAAGAAUUCAACAUGAUCAGUAAAAUGGCAAAAAACAUCGUCAAUAAUAUUUCUGAUCUGACAUCCAUGAAAUGCCGACACAUUUCAGAUAACGAUAUUCAAAAACUCAGCAACAUGCUGUCGACACUAGAUAAAUUUUAUGGUAUUAACUCUGAUAAUGAAGACCAAGAUGCAAUACAGACAGAUUUGAGCAGCUUCGGUGAAAUGCCUACCAACCAGAAUGGUGAUACUGCCAUCAAUUUGAGUAUAUUGAGUUGCAAAGUCAACUGCCAAAUCUAUUUUUAUGCAGAAAUACAGUUUCUGUCUAUUCUCACUGGAAUUUCAGGCCUGCUGAAGGAUCUACAGCUAAAAAACAGGUGCCAAAAAGAUCAGGCUCUUCGCGCAUGCCUCUUUCAGUUCAAUAUCUCUUUUUGUCCUAAUGUGUACAUACCUAUUCCAAGAAGGAACGGCAAGUAUUACCAAGUGAUACGCAUUCCCUACGAAGAGUCCUUUUCUCUGAGUUCCAAGAAAGCUGUUCCUUACAUGGUUUUCAUUGAGUGCGUCAUGAUGGAAGAUCACGCAGAAGUUGGUACGUGCGAAACGGCAUUUCUAAACUCAUUUAAGGUUGAUCAAGCGGAGGGACAGUUUGAACAAGUUUCUUCAGCUACUAGCAUGGACAUCAACAACGAGGAGGAAGACCUGAAGGAAGAUGAAACUGGAUGUCAUCCCGAUAUGCAAGAAAACCAUUUUAAAGAAGAGGCUAACCAAGAAGAAGCACGACUAAUUAAAGAACGGAUCUUUGGAGAAUCAUGGGAAGAAAAAAAAAACAGAAUUCGGCGGUGUUCUCCAGCUGGAUACAUGAAAAAUUGGGAUCUUAUAGGCGCCGUUGUAAAGUAUGGUGAUGACUUAAGACAAGAGCAAUUGGCUACGCAGCUGAUUUAUUUAUUUUUUCAAAUUUUCAAGAAUUCGCAUAUUCCUCUGUGGGUAUAUCCGUAUGAAAUACUGGCCAUAUCUCCACAGGCCGGGUUCAUCGAGGCUAUUCCAGAUGCGAUUUCGAUAGACAUCAUAAAGCAACAGAUGGCACCCAAUGGAACUCUAGAAGCAUAUUUCAAUCUGGUUUAUGGUGUUGACACAUUGAAGUCUGUUGAGGCGCGACGUAAUUUUGCUGAAUCGCUGGCCGCCUAUUCAUUGAUAUGUUACAUACUUCAGAUAAAGGACAGGCACAAUGGCAAUAUUAUGUUGGAUAGAGAGGGUCAUUUGAUACAUGUCGAUUACGGUUUUAUGCUAAGCUCAAGUCCAGGAUGGAUUGGGUUCGAGAGCGCUCCCUUUAAACUGAAUUUAGAUUUCGUUGGUGUGAUGGGUGGCCGCGAAUCGGCCUUUUAUAAAUAUUUUCGAGUUCUUUUCAAAAUUGGGUUUUUAGAGCUAAGGAACCAUUCUAAAUUGAUUGUAUCUGUCGUUGAAAUGAUGCUUCCGGGAAGCAAAAUGCCCUGCUUUUCAAAGGGUGCUCAAACGAUAAAAAUGCUGGAAGGUCGAUUCAAGAAAGAUCUUUGUGAUGAAGACGCUUUGAAGUAUGCGGAAAGCCUGAUUCAGAUUUCAGAAGGAAAUUGGCGUACGGAUGGAUACGAUAGGUACCAAUGGAUGUCUAAUGGAAUUUACUGAGCGACUAAAUAUCCAGAGACCGGUAAUAGGCGAUAGUGUUGCAAGGUGAGUUUAAUCUGUAAGGGAAAUAUUUUUGCGUGCUUUACAGAAAUGCAAUAUUCGUUGGAUGGAGUUUGUAUGUUUUUGUUGGAUAAAGGCAAUAAGGCUGGAACCGAACGUAUGACGAAAUAUGUUUCCGUGGGGGUGGUAGAGGUAAUUGAGUCGCAAACUAAAUUGUUCAAGUCGUUGUAAUGCCUAUUUUCAAUACUGAGGUAUAUGGUUGGAUCUCCAAAUUUGUUUCUACUUCUUUCGUCAUCAGAGAGUUGGUCUUCUAAAAUUUGGCUAAACUUUAGAAGGUCCUCCUUAAUGAUUGGAUAUAGAGCAUUGUCGCUGUGAAGGCGUGCGAAUGCAUUGGAGCUGACUGCCGCAUCUUUGGUCAGUUGUGUUGAGUAGGCUGCUGGGAGCAAGUGGUAGCUCUUUGGAGGUAGGAUGGCGAGCAGCUGCUGUAGGGGCAGCAACGGUUUUUGUAUUUUGGCAUUGAAAUGUUUUGAAAUUAUAGCUGACAAAAAUGGGGCUCCGUUAUCGUCUUGACUAGUGGCGUCUACAAGGUAUUGGGUGAUAUCAGUGGCGAGAGGGGACUGGUUAUAGAUGUAGUACCAAUCCCAGUUAUGUACCCUGUCGUGGAUGCAUGACAGACACCAAGAAAGGCCAGCGAGGUAGUUUUGUAUGGCGGAUUGAAUUUUUUCUAAUUUUUCUUUGAUUGAAAAUGUACGAAAUUCUGGAUAAAGGUUGUUAUAGAAUUGGAA